GACAGACUCCUAGUCCCCUGGCAACAUGAGGCUGUAUCUGGUCAGACGCGACUGGUGCAACUAUUUAGCCAACGGGAGCACGCCAUCUCAUGGGUUCACGGGGUACCUUAACACUUCCCAAAGUGACUACUCUUAUGUCCUGAACGAGUGGGACCCUACAAGGUUGACCGGAUACUCCUCCGUGGCUCUCGGCCACCCGGUCAGCAACAACCACACUGCUCUCGCAGAGCUCCUUGGUCAAGACAUGAACUCGGUUGACCCGGAAAAGGACAAUACGCUGGGUGUCCUCACGUCGCACAAGCACUCCCGGGGCGGAGUGCCAUUCAUCCCGAGCAAUUACAUUCACGCAUUUCUGGCCGAGGAGAGAAGGUUCCCCCUGACUCUCCAACUCAACACUUUAGCAACCAAGAUAAUCUUUGACAACUUGGGCUGCAGCAGCAAGAAGACAUCCUGAGCCAUCGGGUUAGACGUGUGUUAUCAGGGCGGACGACAACCACAUAGCGGUCUUGGAAUUUCAGUUCCGCAUCCGGGACGUCGAUGGUCUUCGUGUUGUGGACGGAUCCGUGUUCCCCGCUCAGCCCGGAGAGGUCCCGAGCUUGGCGACGUUUACGAUUAACGAGAAGAAGGCUUUGGAUGCCGUCUCUCAAACCUCUUUACCUCUUUCUAAGAGGCGGGAUUACAACUGUGAUUAUCUUUUGUAGACUAGGUGUGACCGAGCGAUGCCGCCUUCAUUGGACUAUCUAGAUCACCCCAACCUUUAUUGGUUCCACAAAGCCUCGUUCGAGUAAAAUUGGUCUCAAGCUUACUUGAUACGGAUCGCGCUGGAAUGGACUAGAUUCAUUGACGAAAGAGAGGAUUUAACAUAGCUAACAAGCUUAGGGUGCUGACUACUGCUCCACCCUCUUGAAAGAUUGCUUGUGAGUCACAAUGCCUUGGCUCAGACCAACAGGUUCUCUAGAAUACCACGAAGGACAUCUGGCUGGGAGUGGAAGCUCAGUUCACAACAUAUCUGCUCGAGCGGAGUUCAAUGGUGUGCUAAUCGCAAUGCCAUGACACCCCAGUUAAGUUUCAGCGGCAUCAACAAAUGUUCCUGGCCGAGCACCAGGGUUAAUGUCGAACACGGUGCCUGACAGCAACGAUAUGCCCAAUACCUGGAGCCACGACAAGAUCAGCAUCCUCAGCCCAAGAUGACAACACUCCCACACUGUGAUCAAGCUAGACGACCAAAUCCAAAAGCAUGACGUUCUCGACAUCCUGUACUCACGCAACUCCUGAUAUUACUCAACAUCUCGACCACCUCUCAGUUCCAGGACCAUCCAUCCACCCCAACCCCUUCAACUAUCCAACGUUGCUGCCCAAGCCCUUGGAACCAAAAGAGUCACCAGAGGUGAUUGUUACGCAGCUUGCCUUCUCGACUGAGCAAGGUUGACAGACGUGCGUGCUGGUGAGCUGGCGGAAAAAGCGGGGUCUGGAAUGCAGGUCCCGGGGUUGUGCAGCCUAGAGGAAUGGAGUCGGUGAAGAGAGGGGUAUCGGUCGAUUUCCUCCCGUCUUGGUCCUCCAUUCGUUUCCAAUUGAGCCGCGAGAGUUCGAAUAAUCGGGCUGGCUGGUCCCCUGUGCCUGAGUAGUAAGUGAUGUGGCAGUAUCGAUCAUGCAAGAAGUCGUGCUACUCUGCAAC
This is a messenger RNA of Colletotrichum destructivum, 1675 nucleotides long. RefSeq lists its product as uncharacterized. Lineage: Eukaryota; Fungi; Ascomycota; Sordariomycetes; Glomerellales; Glomerellaceae. The record is from RefSeq and is a predicted model, not a curated record. Bases 26 to 454 code for a protein of 142 amino acids. The transcript has a single exon.